UAUUCCGAGAUUAUACUCACUAUAAAUCGCAAAUUUGCCACUUUAUAAUCUCGCAAAUUUACGAGGAAAAAAAAAAAUUGUGCUUUUUAACCACAUCCCUUCACUUUGCAACUUGGAUCACACCGCCACCGCUUCCACUUGCAAUGGAUGACCUAAUCAAGUUAUACUUUGCAAUCGGAUUUAGCAAUAAGGAAAUACUCUUGAUCUUAGCCCAGAAUCACCAUAUUAUCAUAAGCAUCCGGACUUUGAAGAGACAUUGCCGUAAACUGGGUCUAUUCAGAAGAAAACAACAUACUGAUUUGGAUGAGGUGAUCGCUUUUGUGCAUCAGGAACUACAACACAAUGGACAGAUGCAAGGAUAUCGCUGGUUACAUCUACGGGCAAUUCAAAUGGGAUUUGUGGUACAGCAGGACACAAUACGACAGAUCAUCCAAUUAAUUGAUCCUCAAGGUGUGGAUCUUAGAAGAGCGCAGCGUCUUAGGCGCAGGCAGUACAACACUAAAGGGCCUAAUGCUCUUUGGCACAUGGACUCCUAUGACAAAUUGAAGCCAUAUGGUAUAGGGAUUAACGGAUGCAUAGAUGGUUUCAGUCGUUUUGUUGUUUGGAUGGAAGCAACAAACAACGACCCCAAGGUUAUAGCUGACUAUUACAUGAAAUGCGUAACGCGCUUGGGUGGGUGUCCAGAGAGGAUUCGUGCGGACAAUGGCACUGAAAAUGGACAUGUCGCUAACAUGCAGGUGUUUCUGAGGAGAAACCACACCGACACCUUCGCCAAAGAGAAUAGUUGUAUUUAUGGACGCAGUACGGGCAAUCAACGUAUUGAAUCCUGGUGGGGAAUACUGCGCAAACAAAGCGUUCAGUUCUGGAUGAACAUGUUCAAAGCUCACCAAGACAAUGGCCACUUCUCUGGAGACUUUUUGGAUAAAAGCCUAAUCCAGUUCUGUUUCCUCAACCUCGUUCAGAAAGAAGUGGAUGAAGUGGUGCGAACAUGGAACACCCACAAGAUCAGACCCAGGCCAGGUCAAUAUGUGCAUGGAGGUCGUCCAGUCAUCAUGUACACAGUCCCACAGGUGUACGGUGCUGAGGACAAGCUCAAAACAGUGGACCUUGAGGAGGUGGUUGUGUGCAAGGACGAGUGCACACCCAAGAGUCGGCUCCCUUGUGAUGAGACUGUUUUCGAGCUCUGUGUACUACUAAUGCAGGAGAAUGGAUGGGAUGCUCCUACAGAUGCAUUUGAUGCUGCAGAACUAUACACCUCACUUAGAACAGUGAUACUGCAAAAUAUUUAAAGAUGGAUGUUACGGUCAGGGUUUGUUUGGGUGUGUCCUGUUGUUUUGUCUGUUGUCCCUCUCCCAGGUCCCUGAUUCAUGCCAGCUGUUGGACCUUGCCAAUCAGCCCACAACCAAUCAGAGGGUGUUCCACCAUCCUCAAGAGCCCAGCUGUUCACACCACACCUCAGUUAUUUUCACCUUUCUGUUUUUGCAAGAGAGCAUGCUGAAAUUGUUUGCUCUUCAGACCUGCUUUUUGUUUGCUCUUUGUAUAGUUUUUGUUAUGGGUAAAGUUAGCAGGAGAAAAGGGGUAUAGGUAAGAGCUGCCCAUGGGCGUACAUACUUACACGUAGGGGUUUUCCUUGUCAACACACACUAGGUAAAUUGGGGACAUGCCAUCACUGUAGUUUUUGGCUAGUUUAGCUAGUAGCCGGUCAUUACGGCUAUGGUCUAGAUUUUGGUAGAUUAAGUUAGGGAAUGUUUAUAAUUGUUUAUUUGCUUUGGCACUGUUCUCCCCCUUUUCUCCUUAGUCUGGUAACUUUGUAGCCAAAUAAACACCCAUCAUUUUA
Molecule: messenger RNA, 1837 nt
Organism: Conger conger (European conger)
Lineage: Eukaryota; Metazoa; Chordata; Actinopteri; Anguilliformes; Congridae
Exons: 2
Coding region: 144-1289 (381 amino acids)
Biological process (GO): DNA integration
Molecular function (GO): nucleic acid binding
Source: RefSeq, a predicted model, not a curated record